AUGGCGGACAACAAGCCGGGCUACUCACUGGUGCCCGGCGAUGGCGGUCGAGCGUCGGGGUUGAUCAGGCGGAGGACCGCCGAGGAGGAGCACGGCAGCGGCAACGGCUUCCUCGAUUUGUCGCUUGGCUCCAUCUACAACAACCCGUCGUCCGCGGCCGACGGUGGCUUCUCGCCGGUGGCGCGCGCGUUGCUGCCCACGGCUGCGGCGGCGCCGCUGGACGCGUCGUCGGCCGUGCCGUCUGUCCUCGCCGCCGCCUCGGCGGCCUACGCGCCGCCUGUGCCUGCUAAUCGCGCUUCGGCAUUCGCGCUGGGCCUUGCUGCCUCGGCGGUGCCCGGCGACGGCAAUGGUGGCGGGCAUGUCCUUGUCCGUGCUUCCAAGGCCCUGGCGGUGGCGAAUCCGGUGUCUUUGUUGCCGCCGCUGUUUGCUAGUGAUGGCAGUUGCGCCGUCCCAGUCCCCGUCCCAGUCCACGGCAACGCCAUGGACGCCAGUGACAGUGGCGCGACGCCGGUGCCUCGAUCCAAAGGAGCUGUGGCGUUGUUGGGUGCAUCUCCUCCCUCGUCCGUGCCACUGCCUCCCAACAGAAAGUCCCCGCGUGGGCGACGCGGCAAUGCCACCGGUUGCCGCCGCCGCAGCGGUGCAGCCGGUGAUGAUGCAGAUGCUGCUGACGCCGCACCGACCACCGGUGGCGAGAACGCGCCGCCGCCGUUCCCGUGGGCGACCAACACCGCGGGCGCGCACCCAACGCUCGACGAGCUGAUCGAGCGAGGGAUCAGCUUCGUCGAGGGCGAGGUCCGCUGCAAGCGCUGCGACGCUGGAAAGACGAUCUCGUAUGAGAUCAGGGCCAAGUUCGAGGAGAUGUCUCGCUUCAUCGUCCGCAACGUGGAAGCCAUGCACGACCGCGCGCCGGCGGAGUGGAUGUACCCGGCGCUGCCGGACUGCGACAAGUGCGGGCAGAAGAACAGCCUCCGCCCCGUGAUCGCGGCCGACAAAUGGAGGAUUAAUUGGAUGUUCCUGCUGCUCGGCCAGACGCUGGGGCUCUGUACUCUGGAGCAGCUAAAGCACUUCUGUGCCCGCACCAGGCAGCACCGCACCGGUGCGAAGGACAGAGUCCUCUACUCCACCUACAUGGAGCUCUGCAACCAGCUGUGCCCUGGUGGGCCGUUCGACAUGGCGUCCGAGAGGAAGAACAGGACUCGUCCAUUUGCUUAA
Miscanthus lutarioriparius is the source of this 1212-nucleotide messenger RNA. NCBI's taxonomy places the organism in Eukaryota, Viridiplantae, Streptophyta, Magnoliopsida, Poales, Poaceae. The record is from the annotation of a GenBank genome assembly.